Molecule: messenger RNA, 2236 nt
Organism: Thermothelomyces thermophilus ATCC 42464
Lineage: Eukaryota; Fungi; Ascomycota; Sordariomycetes; Sordariales; Chaetomiaceae
Exons: 3
Coding region: 170-2107 (645 amino acids)
Biological process (GO): cellular response to X-ray; double-strand break repair via nonhomologous end joining; telomere maintenance
Cellular component (GO): nucleus; Ku70:Ku80 complex
Molecular function (GO): damaged DNA binding; telomeric repeat DNA binding; double-stranded DNA binding
Source: RefSeq, a predicted model, not a curated record
GGCGCGUCAGCCUAGCAUCACGUCGCGUCGCACCUGCACCUUCAAAGCCCGUUGGUCAGCUUCGGCACGAACAUGCCCAACUUCUCGCCCAAAGCCAGAACUUUUUAGUUUUGUGCAUCGAUUUGGAAAUUACGUGCGCUUGCUAAAUUAAAUUUCUGCUCAUCAAACAAUGGCGUGGGAAGGUGACGAUGAUAGACGUCCGGAUUCUGACGAGGGCGAGGAGGAGCUGGAUGAAGCCGAUUACAAGACGCAAAAGGAUGCGGUGCUGUUUGCGAUCGACGUGAGCUCUUCAAUGCUCCAACAGCCCGUUGCAACAGAUAGCAAGAAGGCGGACAAGGAUUCGGCCAUCACGGCAGCCCUGAAAUGCGCAUACCAGUUUAUGCAACAGCGCAUCAUCGCGCAACCAAAGGACAUGAUGGGUAUCCUCCUCUUUGGGACCGAAAAAUCAAAGUUCCGUGAUGAAGCUGGAGGGCGCAGCGGGUCUGGGUAUCCCCACUGUUACCUCCUGACGGACCUUGACGUUCCUACUGCCGAGGACGUCAAGAGCCUGAAGGCGUUGGUGGAAGAAGGGGAGGACCCAGACGGAGUUCUCGUCCCCGCGAAAGAGCCCGCUUCCAUGGCCAAUGUGCUCUUCUGCGCCAACCAGGUGUUUACCACCAACGCUCCCAACUUUGGCUCCCGAAGGCUGUUCAUCAUCACCGAUGACGACAGUCCACACGGGAACGACAAGGCUGCGAAAUCGUCGGCCGCGGUACGCGCCAAGGAUUUGUAUGACCUUGGUGUUGUCAUCGAGCUGUUCCCCAUUAGCCACGGAGGGAAGGACUUCGACAUGGCCAAGUUUUACGACGAUAUUGUUUACCGCGAUCCAGCAGCCGAGGCGGGGUUCGUAGACCGAGUCAAGACGUCCAAAUCAGGAGACGGCAUCAGCCUAUUGAACUCGCUGAUCUCGAACAUUAAUUCCAAGCAGACGCCAAAGCGGGCGUACUUUUCCAACCUGCACUUUGAACUUGCGCCUAACCUCACGAUAUCGGUCAAGGGUUACUUGCCCCUACACAGGCAACAACCCGCGCGCACGUGCUACGUCUGGCUUGGCGGCGAGCGGGCACAGCUUGCGCAAUCCGAGACCGUAAGAGUCGACUCCACGACAAGGACUGUUGACAAGUCCGAAGUGAAAAAGGCAUAUAAGUUCGGGGGUGAAUACAUCUACUUCAAGCCCGAGGAAGCGGCGGCGUUAAAGAACCUCGGCAGCAAAGUCCUCCGGCUAAUCGGGUUCAAACCACGCUCCCUGCUGCCCAUGUGGGCCUCAGUGAAGAAGUCCAUUUUCAUCUUCCCGAGCGAGGAGCAUUAUGUCGGCUCCACCCGUGUCUUCUCCGCGCUGUGGCAGAAACUGCUCGAGGCGGACAAGGUUGGGAUCGCAUGGUUCGUUGCCCGCGAGAAUGCACAUCCCUCUAUGGUGGCCAUCAUCCCUUCCAGGGCACUGGAUGACGGGUCUUCGGAGACGCCUUACCUCCCGGCCGGGCUCUGGCUGUACCCGCUACCGUUUGCGGACGAUGUCCGAAACGUGGACUUGACGAUGCCGCCGAGACCCGCCGACGAGCUCACCGACAGGAUGAGGCAGAUUGUUCAAAACCUUCAGCUGCCCAAAGCCAUGUACAACCCAUCGAAAUACCCCAACCCUUCUCUACAAUGGCAUUACAAGGUCUUGCAGGCCAUGGCACUGGAUGAGGACGUGCCGGACAGCCUGGACGACGCGACGAUCCCGAAAUACAGGCAGAUCGACAAGCGCGUCGGCGGGUAUCUCGUCGAGUGGAAAGAGGUACUCGCCGAGAAGGCCAAUGCGCUCAUGAAGAGCCGCGCUGUGAAGCGCGAGUCGGAGGACGACGGCGGUGAGCGCCCGGCAGCGAAGCGCACCAAGGUCGCGCCAAAGAAGGCCGACAGGGGACAGAUGAGCAACGCGCAGCUUAGGACUGCUCUGGAGCAGGAUACGCUCAAAAAGAUGACGGUUGCGGAGUUGAGGGACAUUCUGGCUAGUAAAGGCAUCAGCGCAGUGGGCAAAAAGGCGGAUCUGGUUGAGAAGCUGGAGCAGUGGAUCGAGGAGAACAUAUGAUCUUGAAACGGUUUCUUAUUCUUUGGAAUGUGUGUAUUGCAGUCGGUACGAAGUAUAUUCUGUAAUGAUGCUACUUCGUCAGGGACAUGCCCUUCCCAUGGUUUAGCGUUGCUCAAAACACGUUGUUAU